Suillus paluster is the source of this 1872-nucleotide messenger RNA. RefSeq lists its product as uncharacterized. The transcript has 19 exons. Gene Ontology annotation, cellular component: membrane. The record is from RefSeq and is a predicted model, not a curated record. Bases 1 to 1872 code for a protein of 623 amino acids. NCBI's taxonomy places the organism in Eukaryota, Fungi, Basidiomycota, Agaricomycetes, Boletales, Suillaceae. Gene Ontology annotation, biological process: protein localization to membrane; vacuolar transport.
AUGAGAGGCAAUGGAAGCUACCUCCUGGGGAGCGCGCUACUUGUUUUCCUGCCCUCGGUUUCUAACGCCUUCUAUCUUCCUGGUGCAGCACCCCACAACUAUAAGCAGAGCGAUCCCGUCAAUGUUUAUGUCAAUGCGCUCACUCCCAUGCUCACUGGAACUGACAACUCAAAGCUGAAAUCACUCAUCAACUACGACUACUACAAUCCUCGUUUUCACUUUUGUGCACCAGCGGGGGGUGCUCAGGGUCAGCCCGAGUCCUUGGGAUCGAUACUAUUCGGCGACCGAAUAUUCACAUCUCCAUAUGAUAUCAAAAUGCUGGAGGCUAAUGGUACUUGUCAAACGCUGUGUGCCACCGAUAUACCUGGAGAAGACGCAAAAUUCAUCAAUGAGCGAAUCCGUGAGGAUUAUGCUCUCAACUGGCUGGUGGAUGGUCUGCCAGCUGCUGAAAUGAAGAGAGACGCGAAGACUGGGGACAUCUUCUUCGAUAUGGGGUUUAACCUUGGAAAUGAUGACGAUGAGGUGCCCUACCUAAACAACCACUAUGAGAUUGUUCUGAGAUAUCACGAGCCAUCACCUGGAGUUUACCGCGUUGUCGGAGUCCUGGUGUGGCCACUUAGCCGCGGCGGGUCACAAGAAGACACAAGUACGCCGAACUGUGAUGUCGAUGUUCAACCAUUACGUCUAUCUGAAAAUGAAUCAAAUCAUGUACGGAAUCCUGACACACCAUGGGCCACUCGAUGGGACAACUAUCUCCACAUCUUUGAUCCCCGGAUACAUUGGUUCAGUCUCAUCAACUCAAUUAUCAUCGUCGUCUUCCUUUGUGUUAUGGUAGCCAUGAUUCUGUGGCGCACCGUCUCUAAAGAUAUUUCGCGAUACAAUGCAAUUGAUCUUAGUGAAGAUGUUCAAGAAGACUGGGGCUGGAAACUCGUACACGGAGAAGUUUUCCGCGCGCCCAGAUACCCAAUGGUGCUUUCCGUUAUGGUAGGAAAUGGUGCUCAGUUGUGCGCCAUGUGUUUGGUUACCCUUGUCUUUGCGUUGCUGGGCUUCCUUUCGCCUUCUAACCGUGGCUCUCUUGCUACUGUCAUGAUGGUGUGCUGGACCCUUUUUGGAGGGAUCGGAGGUUAUUAUUCGAGUAGAAUAUAUGCAUCGCUUGGUGGCGUUGAUCGCAGAAAGAAUGCGUUCCUUACGGCCACCAUUCUCCCCACACUGGUAUUCGUGGUGAUCUUCUUGUUGAACUUCUUCCUUCUCGUUGCCGGUUCCUCGGGAGCCGUUCCUUUCUCCACUAUGCUCUUGAUCGUUGUCCUCUGGUUUGGAAUUUCUGCUCCGCUAUCUGCGAUUGGAUCAUACAUUGGGUCAAGGCAAGGAGGCAUAUCACACCCCGUCAGAGUCAAUCAAAUACCCCGUCAGAUCCCGCCGUCUCCUCGACACCUUCGACCAUGGGCCUCCACGCUACUCGCAGGUAUCCUGCCGUUUGGGGCUGCAUUCGUGGAACUAUAUUUCGUCAUGUCUAGCCUCUUCGCAUCCCGCGCCUACUAUGCAUUUGGUUUCCUCGCGCUAACAGCAGGAGUUGUUACACUCACUACUGGCACCGUGACCAUCUUGUUUACAUACUUCAACCUCUGCGCUGAAGAGUACAGGUGGCACUGGCGUGCCUUCUUAACUGGUGGUGGGAGUGCAUUUUGGAUCUUGGCAUAUGGACUCUUCUAUUGGUUAUCUCGACUUUCGCUGGACUCGCUUUCAAGCGUCACAUUGUACCUCGGGUAUUUGUUCUUGAUAUGCCUUUUCGAUUUUCUUGUCACUGGGACCAUUGGAUUCCUCGCAUCUUACUGGGCUGUGCGGCGCUUAUAUAGUGCAAUUCGCGUGGACUGA